AUGAGGAAAAUAAGUCUUAACACUCCAUUAUUGAAAUCAAUAGUAAGGCACAACUCAUACAAAAUAGUGGACAAUGCACCUAAAAUCUCCGACAAUGAAGGUUGGUUAGAAUCUCUAAAGUGGAAGAAUGCAAUGGACCUUGAUGAGACACCGCAACUUAGUGAAUCAGCAAAUGAAUAUGUCAGUGGUACCGGUCAAUUUCCCAUCACAGUGGUUUCAACGCCUCCAGAAUCACACUAUAUUGACAUUAAGGCACCGAUAAUUAAUUUCACCUCGAUGAAGUAUUUACAAGAAUUUAACAAACAUAAGCAUGCACAAGGCAACUUCAUUGAUGUCAGAAUUGUCAAAUGUCGGAGUGGUAAAGGUGGGGACGGAUCCAUUUCAUUUUUCAGGGAUGCUGGUAGGAGUAUUGGACCUCCAGACGGUGGUGAUGGUGGAGACGGUGGUAGUAUAUUUUUACAGGCGGUGGAAAGUUUGGAUUCUCUAGCUAAGAUAAAGACAACAUAUGUUGCUGGUGAUGGUGAGGACGGAGCAGCUGCUCAAUUGGAUGGUCCUACGGGGAAUGAUAUACUUAUUAAAGUACCUAAGGGUACGAUCGUUCAUUGGUGUAUGGAUCCCAGGAAUGUUCGGAGUUAUAUACAAAAGGAACUACAAAAGGAACCAACUUCUACUUUAAGAUCUGUUUUAGAGAACAAUAUGUUAAGUCUGAAGUGUAUUAGCAAAUACCGAUACGACACGGAACCGACACACAUUCAAUUGUUCAGGGAUUCCUACGAGUCAGGAGCAGGUUGGCUUUUUAAGGGUAAAAGUGAGGAAUAUCAUCUUGAUAAGGAUUGGUUCGUUGAUUUAAAUAAGAAAGUGACAAUGUAUGACGAUAGUUUACGGAGUAUGGAAUUAAAAAGUGAUACCAUUCCAUUAUACGGUAUUGAUUUAGACCAUGUUAGUAAUACACCCAUUUGUUUAUUGAAGGGUGGCAAAGGUGGACUUGGUAACAUGCAUUUUUUGACUAAUAUAAUAAGGAACCCCAGAUUUAGCAAGAUGGGGAGAAAUGGGCUGGAACAGUAUUUUAUGUUCGAAUUAAAGAGCAUUGCAGACUUGGGUCUCAUUGGAUUCCCUAAUGCGGGGAAAUCUACUAUCCUUGGAAAGAUCUCUAAUGCGAAACCUCGAGUGGGGCAUUGGGAGUUUACAACCUUAAGUCCCAGCAUCGGUACUGUAUCUUUGGGUAUUGAUAGUGGAAGCUUCACUGUAGCAGAUAUCCCGGGUAUUAUCGAGAAUGCGUCCCAGGACAAAGGAUUGGGUCUAGAAUUCUUAAGGCAUAUUGAAAGGUCCCGAGGUUGGGUCUUUGUCGUAAAUUUAGAAACAGAUCAACCGCUACGUGACCUACAGAUCUUAAUUAAGGAAGUCGGUGGGUUAGAAAAGGUGGCAAGUAAAAAUGUGCUGAUAGUUUGUAAUAAGGCAGACACAGAACACAGUAAGGAUAAAUAUAUGACGGUGGCAUCAUUUUGCAAUGAGUUGGGAUGGGAUCACAUACCAAUCAGUGCACUCCGCGGGGAAAACAUACAGCCACUGAUAGAAAAGAUGGCCAAAUGUAUCAAUAUUCAAUAG
Messenger RNA from Naumovozyma castellii, 1605 nucleotides. RefSeq names its product putative GTPase MTG2 (gene MTG2). The record is from RefSeq and is a predicted model, not a curated record. The transcript has a single exon. Lineage: Eukaryota; Fungi; Ascomycota; Saccharomycetes; Saccharomycetales; Saccharomycetaceae. The coding region runs from base 1 to 1605 and encodes 534 amino acids.